Triplophysa rosa is the source of this 932-nucleotide messenger RNA. RefSeq names its product urokinase plasminogen activator surface receptor. The coding region runs from base 1 to 672 and encodes 223 amino acids. The record is from RefSeq and is a predicted model, not a curated record. The transcript has 5 exons. NCBI's taxonomy places the organism in Eukaryota, Metazoa, Chordata, Actinopteri, Cypriniformes, Nemacheilidae.
AUGUUGCUUGACCUAACCAUCAUUCCUUUUGCUGGACCAGCGAUGGCACUUCAAUGCACUAUUCUGCUGCUCAUAAGUGUCUUCUUCUCCAAAGCACUGGCACUCAGAUGCUUUGUAUGCAUACCGGAUUUGUCAACUGGAACGUGCACUCAAAGUUUCAUUACCUGUCAGUCUCCGUGUAACUCCAUGACCACAACUGUAUACGUAGGUGUCCUUGAUCAAAGUCAGAGCCAGAAGAUUUGUGGAGAUCCCUCUUCGUGUGUCACUGGGAGCAUAAAUUAUGGACUAAGCAGAGUGACCCUUAACUCUCAAUGCUGUAGUACAGAUCUCUGCAACUAUAACAAUGCACCAGUGUUGCCACGGCGACCCCCUAAUGGGAGGAUUUGUUUCACCUGUGAUGACACUGGCUGCUCAAAGAUGUUGCCCUGUGAAGGUGAAGAGACCCAAUGCUUCACUGUAAGAGUUGACAGGAAUGGCAAGAAGGAGAUUCAGAAAGGAUGUUCAAGUCAGCUCUUCUGUGGGAGCUCUGCAGCCCAUGCUAAUGUAUCACGGUUAUUGGGGAGUAAUGACAUGAAAUGUUGUGAGGGAAACUUGUGUAACAGCAGCGGCGCCAAGAGCAUACAAGGUUUCUUUUUUUCGCUCAUACCUCUAAUCUUCCUACUUUUCAUCUAAGAUGUAUCAAGUGGACAUUGACUCAAUUAAGGGGUCUUGGAGAGUGCGCAAGUGUCCCUGAGGUGUGGUCGACAACAACUUAUAUAUCUUCGUUGGUAAUUUUUUAUUUGUCAUACCAUUAUUAAGUUACACUGAACAGAGAACAUGAUGUGGUACUGAGUGAUGACUGCAAACCACCUUGAAGACCAGCCAGGUUGUGAGCCUCUAUAUUUUAAAUUGCUGUAACUGGAUAAGCUGUCCCUGUUUCCCUAUAAAAUAAU